AUGACUAAUCAAGGAGUACCCAAGGAUUGGAAACAUUUUAAGACUACUAUUCUGGACAAGUAUUUUCCUAGCACUUUGAGAAUUCAUAAGGAGUUUCAAUUACAACAGCUUAGGCAGGGUGUUAUGGCAGUGGUUGAAUAUGCUGAAAAGUUUGAGGGCAUGGUUUCUUACUCCAGGAAAUCUGUGUAUGCACCAGAUGGGAAAUGGAAGAUUGAUCAGUUUAUAUUUGGAUUAAGGGGUGAAAUCUCUCAUAGUGUUUCUCAGAGGGAAUUCAAUACUUAUGCAGAGCUAUUUAGACAAUGUUAUGUAACUGAAAAUAGUUUGAAGAAGGUUCGAGAGGAAAGGGAACAAUUUAGAGUUCGCCAGAAGGACCAAGGGAGACCAAGUCGUCAGUUUAGGCCUAGACCUCAACCUUUCAAAGAAAAACAAGUGCAACAUGCAAAACCUACCCACCCUCUUCAAUGUCAAAUGUCUAAGAGGUUUAAUUUCGAGAGAUAUGCCUGA
Messenger RNA from Lathyrus oleraceus (garden pea), 504 nucleotides. RefSeq lists its product as uncharacterized. The record is from RefSeq and is a predicted model, not a curated record. Bases 1 to 504 code for a protein of 167 amino acids. NCBI's taxonomy places the organism in Eukaryota, Viridiplantae, Streptophyta, Magnoliopsida, Fabales, Fabaceae. The transcript has a single exon.